This is a messenger RNA of Sebastes umbrosus (honeycomb rockfish), 5524 nucleotides long. It is a transcript of the gene pde3a, whose product is annotated as phosphodiesterase 3A, cGMP-inhibited. Gene Ontology annotation, biological process: oocyte maturation; positive regulation of oocyte development. Lineage: Eukaryota; Metazoa; Chordata; Actinopteri; Perciformes; Sebastidae. The transcript is spliced from 15 exons. Gene Ontology annotation, molecular function: 3',5'-cyclic-AMP phosphodiesterase activity. The record is from RefSeq and is a predicted model, not a curated record. Gene Ontology annotation, cellular component: cytosol. The coding region runs from base 434 to 3895 and encodes 1153 amino acids.
UAGAGAGAGAGAGAGACUGACAGAGAGAGAGAGAGACUGACAGAGAGAGAGAGAGAGAGAGACUGAUAGAGAGAGAGAGAGAGAGAGAGAGAGAGAGACUAUGUGGAGGCAGUGGCCUAGAUGUGUGAAAAGCCAGCCAGGGGUUAGCUGUGUUGGUUCACUGGUUGACUACCAGAGAACAGAUGAAAUGGGGGAAGUUGUGAAAACUUAAAGAAAAGUUGUGUGAAACCUGUAAUUUGGCAUUUUCUUUUUAAUUGUAUGCAUACUUACUGAACUUUAGUUUUGGGAGGAAAGCAUCACUGACCUAAUGUUGCAUGCAGCACUAUCAUGGGCAUCAGGUGGAGACAUGACACUGACACACACUUUUAAGGAUUGAUCUAUUAUUCCCUUCGGUCAGCAGCAGCAGAUAUUCCGCUUGACUCCCUCCACAGCCAUGGCCUUGGAGGCGGACAGCGACAGAGGUUCAUCCAGAAGCGCUCAUGACAAACAUCCCCGGGCAGCGUUGGAGCGCAGCGGCUACGUGAAGACAUGUGUCACCCCGUUGCACCGGGACGCACGACGGAGCCAGUCGUCGUGGCUGAGACUCGCCGUGACAUGGACUCACCGAGGAGCGUCGUCGUCUGCGGUCUGCUGCGUCUCCGUUAUUAUUCUCGCUCUGCUGCUCAGACUGGUCGACUGGGAUGCAGAAAGCAGCAGCGGGGAUAACUCUCCUCUCCGUUUCUUGGCUGCGGAGCUGCUUUUGACUGUGUGUUACUUUCUCUCCCCGGUUUUUACUCUCGUAUGUGCCUUCUUCUGGGUCGGACUGUACUGUAUCCGCUGCGGGGUGCUCGUCCGCACCGUGGUUUUCUUGUUAGCGGUGUGCCACUUGGGCGAAGCCGCCGCGCAGUGCCUCCUGAGCGGCUCCGAGCAGCAGCUGCUGUCGCUCCCAGCAACCCUGGUAGUCCUCGGUUGCCUAGGCAGCGGGGCUCUGCUGGUCGUCCGGCUGCACCAGGGAGUGUCCAUCCUCGUCUUCGUCAGCGUCGUCCGGACCGUGUCUUUAGUCUCCCUGGGCGGACUCCGGGCCAGCUGGAGACCCUACCUGGCCUACCUGCUGGGGCUGCUGGGGGUUUUGCUUGCGCGGUAUGCUGACCGGCUUCUGCCGGCCUCGGGGACCAGCGGGACGGGGUGCUGUGGCUCUGUGACCGGGGCGAAGGAGGAGGACAUCCCUGUCUUCAAGAGGAGACGGAGGUCCAGCUCCAUAGCGGCCUCGGAGAUGAUUAUUGCUCACAGUCAGAGCAACAGCAAGUCCCACCGCAGGACUUCGCUGCCAUGCAUUCCGCGGGACAUCCAGUCGUCGGGCACCAGCGUGGUGGUGGACAUCGCGGUGAUGGGCGAGGCCCACGGUCUGAUCUCAGACCUGCUGGCUGACCCCUCGCUGCCCCCGAACACCUGCAGCUCUCUGAAGGCCGUCAGCAACCUCCUCAGCACCCAGAUCAGCCUCCAACCGCUCCACCGGCCUCGCAUCCCCGCAGACACACACACCUGCUCUGACUCCGAGGACGGGCCGGACAAAGCAGAGAGACUGGCCAUCCCAAAGCGUCUAAGACGGAGUCUGCCCCCAGGAUUGCUUCGGAGAAUCUCCUCAACUUGGACCACGACCACCUCAGCUACGGGGCUGCCUACCAUCGAACCAGGCCCUGUACGCCGAGACCGCUCAGCCAGCAUCAAACACACCACAGACAGUGAAUCAUGGAACAACUCCGUGAUGAUGACCAUCUCAAAGAGUCGCUCCAUGUCUGCCUCCUGUGCUGUCUCCGUCACCUCCAACCACCUCUACAGCAAACCACUGGGAAGACCAGGUUUCCCCCCCUCCAACGUAUCACCUCUGGGCUCUCCGUGCCCGUCUCCUCCCACCCAGGGCACGCCUGCCUCCAGCCCUACCAUCAAGACGUGUUCAGUGCAGCUUCCUGAGCCGAUUGGGCCCCUGACAGAACGGACCCCUGGCUCUGUGGCCCCCAAGAGCCACCACAGAGCCUUAACUCACAGUCAGAGCGCCCCGAGCUCCACCACCCCUCACUGGCGGCCUCCAUCACUCUGCGGCAGCUGUGGCAGGCCGUUCAACAAUCGACUAAACGGGGUAGACUCUGUCGACAAAGUGGACAGAAUACCCCACCCAGAUGAGCGCGCUGUAGCUUCUUCGGACUAUGACAGCACCUACGACAGCACCUACGAGACCAACCACAGUGACAGCAGCGACUUUGCACAGAAUGAAGAGGAGGGAGAGGGAGGCAAGAAGCUGCCUGAAGCGAGGGAAGGUUGCAGGGAGUAUCUGGCCGAGGGCAUCGUUCUUCACCCUCUCCUGCCAUCACCAGAGGACAAGCCCAUCGUGGCCGAGGAGCCUGUGGUGGAGCCGGAGCUGGAGCCUCUGAUGAGUCAACUCAACAACUGGAACUUUCCCAUUUUCAGUCUCGUGGAGAAGACCCACGGCAAGACGGGCUGCAUCCUCAGUCAGGUUUCCUAUAAGCUCUUUGAAGACACGGGUCUGUUUGAGACCUUCAGAAUUCCUGUACACGAGUUCAUGAACUACUUCCACGCUCUGGAGAACGGAUACAGGGUCAUCCCUUAUCACAACCGGAUCCAUGCCACUGACGUGCUACAUGCUGUUUGGUACCUCACCACUCAGCCUGUACCAGGCCUGCCCGUCCUGCUGACUGAGAAUGGGAUACACACUGACUCAGAGAAUGGCAUUACACCUGGUGCCACAGGCUUCCUGGUGUCCAAGAUGAACUCUGUCCUGGAGGACGGCUAUGGCUCCCUGGCUGGCCUUAUCCCCGGCCUGGAGCUCAUGGCCCUGUAUGUAGCUGCCGCCAUGCACGACUAUGACCAUCCUGGAAGAACCAACGCCUUUCUAGUAGCUACCAGUGCACCACAGGCUCUUCUGUACAACGAUCGCUCAGUCUUGGAAAAUCACCACGCAGCUUCAGCGUGGAACCUCUUCAUGUCUCGACCUGAGUACAACUUCCUGGCUAACCUUGAACACGUGGAGUUCAAGCGCUUCCGCUUCCUCGUCAUUGAAGCCAUCCUAGCCACCGACCUCAAAAAGCACUUUGACUUCCUUGCAGAGUUUAAUGCAAAGGUGGGUGAUGAAGGGAUGUCCGGUAUUGAUUGGACCAACGAAAACGACAGAUUGCUGGUGUGCCAGAUGUGCAUCAAGCUGGCUGAUGUCAAUGGACCGCUGAAGUGUAAGGAGCUGCACCUGCAGUGGACAGAGGGGAUCGUCAACGAGUUCUACGAACAAGGUGAUGAAGAAGCGAACCUGGGCCUUGCUAUCAGCCCGUUCAUGGACCGCUCCGCUCCGCAGCUCGCUAAACUCCAGGAGUCAUUCAUCACUCACAUAGUGGGCCCUCUGUGCUCCUCCUACGACUCUGCUGCUCUCAUGCCGGGACGCUGGGUCGACCCACCCGAGGGAGAGACGGAGCCAGAAGAGGAGAAGGAGGAACAAGAUACAGAAGAGGAAGAGGAAGAGGAGGACACGGCAGAUGAGGACGCAUCAACAAGCUCUGACACCUCCCAGCGACAAGAAACCAAAAAGGUGAGCAGGAGGAAAGUGUUUUGCCAGAUAACACAGCAUAUUCUGGAAAACCAUGAACUGUGGAAAAGAGUCAUCGAUGCAGAAGCCCAGGAGGAGGCUCAGGAAGAGGACCCCAACUGCAUCGGCAGCCCCUCCGAUCCGAUCACAUCCAUCCAUGAGGAGGAGGAGGAGCAAGCAAGCAAAGAGGAGGAGGAGGAGGAGGAGGAGGAGGAGGAGGAGUCGAUGGACGGCCUUGAUGAAAGGGAAGAGGUGCCAGUUAUAGAGGAAGAAGAAAUCCUUCCACAACCAGAGACUUCAGGGGAAAAAGAGGAGGAACCAGAGUGAUAUUAUGACCUCCUCUUAAAACCAGGAAUCUGAACUUUGUCUAAAAAAAAUGUUUGUUUCUUUCCUAACUAAACUCUUGAUAUGGUAGCCAGCACAUCACUUCGACACAACACUGUAGAAGAUGUUUUGGGUAAUAUGUGCCUAACAAAACCUGGGUUUGAGGACAGGGAUGAUGCAUGCCCAGUUCAUCUGACGAGGGUGAGAUGAGCAAAAGAUGACGUGACUGAGGAGUAGAAGAAGAAGAAGAAGAAAAAAAGAGAAUGAUUGGGACUGUACUUGUUUUUGCUGUAGUGUUUGUUUUAGUCUGGAUCUGCUGCCCUGCCAUCACCCAGGCUGCCCAUCCUGCACUACGGGCCAACCACGCUGAUUCACAGAUUCACUCCACCAGUGAGUAAUACACUGUCACGAGCACCCAACCACCCCCCGACCCACACCCUUCUUGUUGCUCCCAUCAUAUCAGCACACUGUGGAGCCACCCAGGUGGUUGAGGAGGUGCAACAAGUCCCUUCUCCUUGAAGACAAUGGGAUGAAAGCCAGGGAAAAAGCUGUGUCCAUGGAGAGGGAGACGGAAAAAAGGGCCAGUUGUAGUACAUUGUGUAUACUGACAUACACCUACACACAUGCACACACAAUGCUACUGUAGAAACACAUUCCUCACUCAGAACAGAUAGGAAGCUUAACAAAAGAUCCCUGUUGCUCUAAAAGCUUUAUUCUCGCUCAAGGAAAAACAUACAAAACAGGGUUUUGUUCAUGUAAAACAAUGUUCGUCCGCAUGUUUUAUCUCCCCGUCUUUUGUUACUCAAAGUCAGCGCAGCGCACCUACACGUUUCCAGGCCACACAACUCAGGAAGGCAGAAACCCGUAGAGAAAAAAAAGAGAAACUAAAAGGACUUGUAGUUUCCUCGUCCUUAUACUCGCCACUGCUUCAAGAGUUUCUUUCCCUGCUGUUUGCGAUGCUGUCUGAUUUACUUAUUUAUUUACCGAUGAGACACGCGGUUCCCUUUGCGAAUCACAAAGGAACCACAAGGGAAACAAGGUUAUUGAUCACAUUAUACUGUGUAUUACAAUUCUAUUUUAGUUAGUUUUGCUUUCAGCGUCGGCCUCCCAUUGGUCUCAAUGCUACAACACAGCAGAUCAUACUGUUAAACUAACUCACAAGACACAAAACUAGCUAAUAAGGUAAUGUGUUUUAUUAAGAAGAUAUAAUUUGUGUCCACAUUUUAUGCCACUCCCCGACUUGUUUUCUUUACAGUCUCACUAGUGACAAGAAUUCUUUCUUCUUUGCAAUAUCAUUUAUAGCUUGGUAUGUAGGCCAAAUGUUUCAGAAAGUGAAGUAAUCCAAUAAGCCAUAGUGGCCCAGGCCAGAGCUGACUCACAGUUACAAAUCACCCCAGAGGAUUUACAUCAAUAAGACAUUAAAAAAACCUCCUCUGUGGAGGCUGUUGCCAUCCAGGGGGUGCUGUGUACCCACAAGAAACUACCUGCAAUCAGAUCCAAAUCAUUCAUUCCUUAUUUUGUUGCACACAAAGGCAAAGAAAGUACAUUUGAUUUGAUUUGAUUAUUAUUGUGUCAUGCAUAAAUAAUAUGCCCAGCCCAAACGGGGCUUACAAGACACCAUUAUUUAGAAAA